UGCACGCAGCUUCCGUUCAGUCCAACCUGAGCAGGAAGCGAACAGAGACAGGUGAAAGUGAGAGAACUACCAAAACAAAGUAACGCCAAUAUCAUUAUCGUUUUAUUGCCAUAAUUUCUGCACGUACUCUUGCCACUAUGGAUGGUUUGCAGACCCCUUUGCGGUGCUUCCGUGAGCACCACUCAGCAGAAAUGUUCGUGGAUGACGGGGUGGAAACGGUUACUUCUGUGGAGCAGAAAAAAGUGGAGUCCUCCAUUAAAGAAGUCAUCGAUGUUUACAAGCAAAUUCACAGCUUACCUCAGCCAACGCUGCUGCGGGAACAACACUAUCAUUUUCUCAAGAAGGGCUUACGCCACUUAUCAGAUGCUUACGAGUGUCUGGAUGCUAGCAGACCGUGGCUUUGCUUCUGGAUUCUUCACAGUUUGGAGUUACUAGAGGAGCAAAUUCCUGCAGCUGUUGCUUCAGAUGUGUGUCAGUUUUUAGCUCGAUGUCAAAGCCCAACAGGGGGGUUUGCCGGAGGGCCGGGGCAGCACGCCCACCUUGCACCCACCUAUGCUGCUGUCAAUGCCCUCUGCAUCAUCGGCACAGAGGAGGCCUACAGUGUUAUAGACAGGGAGAAGCUGUUAGAUUUCCUAUGGUCAGUGAAGCAGCCAGAUGGCUCCUUUGUGAUGCACGUUGGAGGGGAGGUGGAUGUCAGGAGUGCUUAUUGUGCAGCUUCUGUAGCAUCACUCACAAACAUCAUCACAACCAAACUGUUCGAGGACACGACCAACUGGAUCCUCAGGUGUCAGAACUGGGAGGGCGGUCUGAGUGGGGUUCCAGGUUUGGAGGCACACGGCGGUUACACUUUCUGUGGCACGGCCGCCCUCGUCAUCCUCGGCAAUGAGCAUAUGCUGGAUCUCAAAGCCUUGCUACGCUGGGUGGUCAGCAGACAGAUGCGAUUUGAAGGAGGUUUCCAAGGCCGCUGUAACAAACUGGUGGACGGGUGCUACUCCUUCUGGCAAGCUGGACUCUUGCCUCUACUCCACAGAGCCUUAUUCAAAGAAGGAGAGUUGGAGCUGAGUCGGCAGCGGUGGAUGUUUGAGCAGCAGGCUUUGCAGGAGUACAUCCUCCUGUGCUGUCAGAAUCCAGUAGGGGGUCUUCUGGAUAAGCCUGGCAAGUCCAGAGACUUUUACCACACAUGUUACUGCCUGAGCGGCCUCUCCAUAGCACAGCAUUUCGGAAACAUGGACCUCCAUCAUGAGCUGGUCCUCGGCAAGGAGGAGAACAGAUUGGCUCCAACUCAUCCAGUUUACAACAUCUGUCCAGAGAAGGUGGCUCAAGCCCUGCAGCACUUCCUGCGGCUGCCUGUCCCCGACGACAACAGGCAGUCAGGAGCUUCUGCAGACACCAAACCAACACAACCUGCCGCCGCUGCUGCAGCUUCACCUGGACCCCAGUCCUAGUUUGUCCUCUGAGGCAUCACUGGGUGCAGGAACCAGCCAAUUCUGAGGAUGAGAUUCAGAGGCUAUCGUCCGGUCUAAUGCGGACUAUCAAGAGACCCGGCUAGAUGACGGAGCCUCAGUGGAGAUGAGGGCCGGGGUUUAAGAGUUUGCCUGAAUCAGCGGAUACAGAUUUGCCUGGAUGGUUUGUUUCAGCUGGAUUUUUGCUUGUAUUGCCUAAAGUUUUCCCUCUCUGACGUAAAAGUGUAACUUUCUAAGUUUUCUGACCUUAGUCAAUAAAACUUUAUACAGCA
This is a messenger RNA of Melanotaenia boesemani (Boeseman's rainbowfish), 1735 nucleotides long. RefSeq names its product farnesyltransferase, CAAX box, beta (gene fntb). Bases 138 to 1445 code for a protein of 435 amino acids. The transcript is spliced from 12 exons. Lineage: Eukaryota; Metazoa; Chordata; Actinopteri; Atheriniformes; Melanotaeniidae. Gene Ontology annotation, cellular component: protein farnesyltransferase complex. The record is from RefSeq and is a predicted model, not a curated record. Gene Ontology annotation, biological process: protein farnesylation. Gene Ontology annotation, molecular function: protein farnesyltransferase activity.